Meloidogyne enterolobii is the source of this 780-nucleotide messenger RNA. Lineage: Eukaryota; Metazoa; Nematoda; Chromadorea; Rhabditida; Meloidogynidae. The record is from the annotation of a GenBank genome assembly.
AUGGAUGACCACAUCUUUGGAGAUAAAACAAAGAUUUCCGACUGGACAGGGAUUAGUUCAUUUAUUUCCAAACACUUUCCAGAUUUGGAUUCUUCUUCUCCAAUGUUUAAAUGUGCCUGUGUUUAUAAUCUAACUGAAGACGAAAAUUUUAUUGUCGACAGACACCCACAGAUUCCAAAUUUAUUUAUUGCGGGAGGCUUUUCUGGCACUGGAUUUAAACAUGCCUUAACUAUUGGAAAGAUUAUUAGUAAUUGGAUUAAUGGCAAAAAUGUUGAUUUUGAUAUGGAAAAGUUUAAAAUUAAUAGGAAAACUAAUGUUUUGAUGAAAGCUAGAAUUUAGAAAUUUUUUUUGAAAAAAUUUUUUUAGGAAAUUAUUUGUUUGAAAUUUCAGACAAAUUAAAAUAAUUAUUGUCCGAGUUGAGGAAUAAUUUCCUGAAUUAACAAAUGCUCAAUCUGGGUUUGCCUAUUAACUCGAUGCUAAAGCCCCGUUCCCAUAUAUUUUUUACUUUAAGGAUUCCCCGAUUCAACAUGUCAUAUGCUGAUUUUUAGGCCAUUCCCCGAUCCUUGACAAUCCAUUUUUGAUUUUAUAUUUCCAUUUUCCACAGUCCAUCCACUCUUAUUUCCAAGCCGUUUUCUCAUUUUUCCGACAUCCCCGCUUCCUGGAAAAAUUCCUUUUUGACGAAUCAAGGACCAAUUCUAAUUUUUAUUAUCGUGUCACAAUAUCUCUCAAAUGCUUACCGAAGCUGGGGAAUAAUAUUCCUUUUUUUCUGAAUUUUACUGA